Molecule: messenger RNA, 1167 nt
Organism: Punctularia strigosozonata HHB-11173 SS5
Lineage: Eukaryota; Fungi; Basidiomycota; Agaricomycetes; Corticiales; Punctulariaceae
Product: glycoside hydrolase family 105 protein
Exons: 7
Coding region: 1-1167 (388 amino acids)
Biological process (GO): carbohydrate metabolic process
Source: RefSeq, a predicted model, not a curated record
AUGCUGAUCCACCUGCUACUCUUGCCGCUCCUUGCGAGCACAUGGGCAAAGCCCACCUCGUACGCCAUCUGGUCCGCAGACUCGGCCAUCUCCCGCGGCCAGGGAAACGGGCUGGGCUCGAACGGCGCACCUCUCGUCUCGUACGAGCAUGGCGAGUUCUGGUGGGCCCUCAGGCUUCUGUACGAGAAGACGGGGAACAAGAUCUACUUCGAUUACAUCCGGCAAGGUGUAGACCGCGUGGUCGCCGCGAACGGCACCAUCGGGGGCGGAUACGGGUUCACUACCGAUUACCAGCUGGACCCUAUCCGGACCGGACCUACAUUCCUGUACCUAUACGAUGUGACGGGUCAGCAGAAGUACAAGAUCGCUGCGGAUAAGUACAGGCAACAGCUGGAGACACAUCCGAGGACGGCUCAGGGCCAGUUCUGGCAUAAGCUCCGUUACCCGAAUCAAGGAUGGCUGGACGGCAUCUACAUGGGCGACGUGUUCUACGCGCAAUACACCCAUGACUUCCAAUACUCGAACAAGUCGGCCUGGGACGACGUCCAGGCGCAGUUCACGCUCAUGUUCGAGAACACGCUCCAAAACGCGACGUCCCCGCCGCACCUGCUCUACCACGGCUACGACUACUCGCACGCCGCCCCGUGGGCCUCGCCCGAUCGGGGCCACUCUCCCGAAUCCUGGGACCGCGCGCUGGGCUGGUACAUGAUGGCCCUCGUCGACACGCUCGACAUUUUCCCGCCCGCCCACCCGGGCCACGCCGCGCUGCUGUCGUUCUUCCGCACGCUCGCGCCCCGGGUGAAGGCCGCCGCGGACGCGCAGACCGGCGUGUGGUGGCUCGUCUUGAGCCAGCCCGGACGCGCGGGGAACUACUUCGAGAGCUCGGGCAGCGCCAUGUUCGUCUACGCGCUGCUGAAAGGGGUGCGGAGGGGCCACAUCGAGGACGACGGGAUCGUGAAGGCGAUGAGGAAGGCCUACGGGUAUAUGGUGGAGAACUGGGCCAUUCCAAACGCCAACGGGACCAUAGACUGGCAGAAUACGGUUCAGGUUGGGAGCUUGGACGGUAACGGCACGUUCGAGUAUUACACCAGCGUGCCCACGGACGUGAACGAUUUGAAGGGCUUGGCUGCGUUCACUCUCGCCAGCAUCGAAUACGAAAACCUGUAG